This is a messenger RNA of Nezara viridula (southern green stink bug), 906 nucleotides long. The record is from the annotation of a GenBank genome assembly. NCBI's taxonomy places the organism in Eukaryota, Metazoa, Arthropoda, Insecta, Hemiptera, Pentatomidae.
AUGUUGACUAACAGCGAGUCUGACAGUCUCAAGUCUGUUAAAGCCAUCAAAGAGACUGGCUCAAAACAGACUAAUGAGGGAGAAUCCUUGUCUAAGGUGCCUUCCAAAAGUGAUUGUGACAAGGAUGGAGAUGGAAAGAACUUGAUGCGAAAGAAUCACUAUUCAAGGAUUGUCAUUAGUCGAAAGAAUGAACCUAGGAUCAAGCCGAGAACAAGAUCUAAAGAUGAUUAUGUUGUUGGCAGAGGUCGAUAUGAAGAUCGGAGAGGAUAUCGAGGAAGGGGUGCAGGACCUCGGAAAGAUAGGGAUGAUAUUGGGUAUAACAACCGCAGCAGAUAUCAUGAUUCCUUAGAUCAUAGUUCUAACCCUCCUUUACCAGAAGAUUCACGAAUAUCAACAAUCUUACGACGAUUGGCUAGGGAAGAUGAUGAAAAUAAGUUUGUAAACCUGGGUAAAAAUUUGCAGGAUGCUCUGGCCCUGCCAGAUAAUGCCGCCUACAUUCGCAGGUCACUUGAUAUGAUUUUGGAGUCAUUAUAUGAUCUCUUUCGUACUGGUGUGACUGUCAACUGUAAGCUGUUGGCAUCAAAGUGCAUAGGCCACGUUGGCUUCAAUUUAGAAAGAGAUUUUAAAAAGUAUUUAGAUUGGAUUUUCAACAGAUAUUCUUCUGAAAAUAGAGAGUCCUAUAAAAUAUUUCUAAUGAAGUCCUUAUUUGAGCUUGUCUACUUGGAUCGUACAAGUCCAAAAUUAGAAGAUUAUGCUCAGCAUCUUAUAACCAAUAUAAGAAGUGUGAUGGAAAGGACCGAUGUUGGGGAUAUUUUUAUAGUUACCGCAGAACUCACAUUAGCUCUCAUGGGGCGUUAUCCAUCCACUUUUAAUGCUGAAUUUUUUCACAUCGGUCUUAACAGUUGA